AUGCAGGGCCUCACAGCACCGAUACUGCACUUUCUGGCCGCCAACUGGCUCCCGGUCCUCGUCGCCGUCACGGCAGCAUGGCUGGCCAGGAACCGCUUCCAAAAGGGGCUGCACAAGUACCCGGGGCCGUUCUUGGCGUCCCUGACGGACUUUUGGCGAGUGUGGGAUGUGUACAAGCAGCGCCCCGAAGUCACGCAUCGAAAGUUGCAUGAAAGGUACGGCGACGUGGUCAGGCUGGGACCCAAUGCGCUGUCCUUCUCCGACCCAAAGGCCCUCAAGGCCAUUUAUGGACUGAACAAGAACAUGGUCAAGUCCGACUUUUACAUCGUCCAACAAUCCGUCGUCAAGGGCCGCCGCCUCCCGUCCCUCUUCAGCACCGUGGACGAGUCCUUCCACGCCAAGUUCCGCCGCUGCGUCAACGCCGCCUUUGCCAUGUCGGCCCUGGUCCAGUACGAGCCGUUUGUCGACAACACCACCAAGCUCUUCCUCGACCAGACGCAGCGGCUGUUUGCCGACAAGCCCGCCGGCGACGACAGCGGCUGCGACUUUGGCCGCUGGCUGCAGUUUUAUGCCUUUGACGUCAUUGGCGAGAUCACCUACAGCAAGCGCCACGGCUUCGUCGAGAAGAACGAGGACAUUGACGGCAUCGUCUCGUACCUCUCCAAGCUGUUCCUCUACGUCGCCCCCGUCGGCCAGAUGCCGCUCCUCGACCUGCUCUUCCUCAAGAACCCGGUCUACCUCAAGCUGUCGCAGUGGGGGCUGUUCGACUCGACCUUUCCCGUGGCCAAGUUCGCCCGCGCCCGCAUGGCAGAGCGUCUCCCCGCCGGCGGCAGCAUGAACGGCGGCUUCGGCGCCGGCGCGGAUGAGAAGCCCGCGGCGGAGCCCCACCCCUCGACCAAGUCGCCCGACCUGCUGUCAAAGUUCCUCGCGGCGCAGGAGGCGAGGCCCGACUUUAUGGACGACUCGCUGGUGCAGACCAUGGCGGUGUCGAUGGCGUUUGCCGGCUCCGAGACGACGGCCAUCAGCCUCAGCGCCGUCUUCUACUACCUUCUCCGGAACCCGUCCGCCAUGGCCAGGCUGAGGCGCGAGAUCGACGACGCGGCGCGCAGGGGCGAGUUUGAAGACGGCGAGACGGGCCUGGUGACGUGGCACGAGAGCCAGCGCCUGCCGUACCUGGACGCCUGCGUCAAGGAGGCCUUCCGGGUGCACCCGGCCGCCGGUCUGCCGCUGGAGAGGAUCGUCCCCGAGGGCGGGAUGGAGAUUGCGGGGCAUUUCGUGCCCGGCGGCACGAUUGUCGGUGUUUCGGCUUGGGUUAUCCAUAACAACAAGGACAUCUUUGGUGAGGAUGUGGAUGUGUAUCGGCCCGAGAGGUGGCUGGUCGAUGAGGAGCUGGUCAAGGCUGCCGGGCCGGCUGGGCAUGAGGUUCGGGCUCGUGAGGAGCAACGCAUCAAGGAGAUGGGUGGCAUGAUGAUGCAGUUUGGAAUGGGGUCGAGGACUUGCAUCGGCAAGAACAUCAGCUUGUUGGAGAUUUACAAGCUAGUGCCCAGUUUGUUGAGGAGAUUUGACAUCGAUUUUAAAGACCCACAGCAAGAAUGGGAGCUGGUCAAUGCUUGGUUCGUCAAGCAAAACAACUUUUGGGCCAAGUUCAAGACGAGAGAGCUGGUGCAGCCGGAUGAGAAGAGCGGUGCGAUUGCACGGUGA
This is a messenger RNA of Pyricularia oryzae 70-15, 1701 nucleotides long. RefSeq names its product pisatin demethylase. The coding region runs from base 1 to 1701 and encodes 566 amino acids. The transcript is spliced from 3 exons. Lineage: Eukaryota; Fungi; Ascomycota; Sordariomycetes; Magnaporthales; Pyriculariaceae. Gene Ontology annotation, molecular function: monooxygenase activity; iron ion binding; heme binding. The record is from RefSeq and is a predicted model, not a curated record.